UUGGCGUUGAGUGCCUCGCCUGCUGCCGGGCCGCAUCCAUCCAUCUCGCGCGCUGCGGAGGAGAUCUCUGUCGGUGAGUGAGCAGCCAUGAGCGAGGGACCAGAGGGCAUGCACGGGCAGCCCAGGUCUAUCUCGUUUCGCAGGUGUGCGUCGUGAGGUCGGGGCGAGAGAGUAGGGCGGCAGUGGGACCAUUCAGCAGCGAAGUGGAGUGAAGGGCCGCCGACCACUGACCAGGUCAGAUGGAUAAAUCGGAGCAGGAAUGGACCAUUCUGCACAUUGUGUGUAUGUGUGUUGUUCCUCGCAGCUGUGAGGCAAUGGAGUCGGCAGGCAGCACAGCAGAGCCUGGCCAAAGUGGACAAACUCUGCGAAUCCAUCCAUACGUUGUCGACGAUUGACGGACUCGUCUGGUGAUGCCGCCUCCUUUGGCGUGAUGCGAGGCGUUUCAGCCUUCUUCAGCGCCCUUUGGACAGCCAUCUCAUCGUUGAUAUGGCCCGACCUCAUGACCACUCCUCAACUCGUCAAGCGCCUUUCUGGCCACCUCUCCUUCGUCAAGCUGAGUGCCCUCCGUGAGCUGCACCAGCGGAUCGAAAAGGACGCCCAGGCGGCCAUCGACGCCAUCGGUGAUGUGUCGGUGCUCGUUGGUCUUCUCAGCAGCUGUUGCCGUUCCACAGCUACCGAGGCGGCCAAAUGUCUGGCCGCCAUCGCUGCGGCUGCGGCUGACGUCGUCAUUGAUGCCAGACAGAGGGCCGCACCUGCUGACGCCCUCGUUGAGACCGAUGCCAUUGACGCCCUUGUUGAGGCCGAUGCCAUUUCCGGUCUCUUGCAGCAGCUCUCGUGGCCGGAUCUUGCUGUGCGCGUCUACGUGGCGAGCGCCCUCUGCAGCAUCGCAACCUCACGGCGGCAAAGGGUGGUGGUGGGGGUCAGCAUGACCUCUCUGCUCGGCGUCAUGGCCCGAGGACUCAACGGCGGCGAUGCAGCCAUCCAACUCGAGGCCGCCACGGCAGUCCGCGAGCUGUUCGCCAUCGAAGGAGUGCCGCCCAUCCAGGAGGCCGUCGAUGCGGGUGUCAUUCAACCACUCGUGGGGUUGCUCAGUGACUCGGGCCGCCCGACCCUCCAAGGUGACGCGGCGUGUGCACUGGCCAACAUCGCGACGGGCACAUCAGAGCAGACCCAGGCCAUCGUCGAUGCGGGUGGCAUCCCGCCCCUCAUCCAGCUGCUGUCGUCCCCUGAUGGUGACGUGCGCCACCAGGCCGUGUGCGCACUGGGCAACAUCGCAGUCGGUGGGCCAGCCGCUCGUGAUUUGGUGCUGGCAGCGGGCGUCAUGGAGCCGCUGCUCAAGGUGCUUCGCGAGAGCAAGAAGGUGUCGAUGCUGCGCAGCGCCAGCCGGACGCUCGCGAACCUGUGCAGUAGGCAGCCCCCGCCCCCCUUCGAGUUGGUGUCACCAGCGGUGCCGGUGGUCGCAGAGCUCAUCAGGAGGCCUGACCAGGACGCUAAGGUGCUCAGACAGGGGUGCCUCGCGCUGUCGCACUUGACCUAUGAGGGGCCCGAUGAGGCCAUCGAGGCGGUGGUGGGCAGUGGUGUAUGCAGUCGUCUGGUGGAGCUGAUGGGGGGGCAUGACAGCCACACGGUCCGGAGGCAUGCACUAUGCGCUUUCGGAAAGAUCGUGGCGGGUACACAAACACACGGAAGGCUGGAUUGAAGAGACAGAUUUGGAUGGCUUGUUGAUGGCUGUUCUGAUGUUGGUGUGUCUGUGUGUGAGUGCUGUCAGGCAGUGAAGUGCACACACAGGAGAUGGUUGACUGCGGUGCCAUUCCUUCCUUGAAGGCGUUGCUGUCGUCACCAAGGCGGAACGUCCGCAAGGGGGCCUGUUUUGCCAUCUUCAACAUCAUGAGAGGUAGGUCCAUGAAGGCAGGAGGGCACACAAACAACACAUUGCGAACAAUGGCGUGUCUUUGUCUAAUUAGGUAAUCGUGAUCAGGUUCAGGCAGUCAUCGACUCUGGCGUGGUGCCGCAAGUGAUCAUCAUGGCCACAACUGAUGUGCCGAGCGUUCAGAAGGGGGCACUGUCCGUCAUCAUCAACGGAGUGGGACUCGGAUCGCAGGCACAGGUAGACGAGAUCUGAUUCAGCCUACAACAUCCUGCAUUGCUGCUGUGUCCGUCUCGGCGUUGUGGUUCAGGUUGAGUAUUUGGUUGGGUGUGGGUGUGUCGGGCCGCUGUGUGAUCUGUUGGUGGACGGAAUUGAGGUCGCCAUACUCGGUGGGGCACUCGUUGCAAUCCACAACUUCCUAUGGUACCGUUUCUGUCACAACACGACGCAUUUAUGCCGUGACAAUGAAUUGUCCCGUGUUGGGGGUUCUGUUCUAUGCAGCGUGGGUGAGCAGGUGCAGGCGCGCGACGGCCUCCCACACAAUCCCUACUGCGACGUCAUAGAACAGGUGAGUCACACACAGGCGAUAGAAAGAGCUCCCGGAACCAUCUGCUUUGUCGGCCUGUCGUGUGUGCAGGCUGACGGUCAGAACAGAAUUUCGCAGCUCACACACCAUCGCGACGAAAACAUACGGAAUUAUGUCAGUCGGCGUGACGGCAGGGUGUCUCUCUCCUCACACGUGUGAUUUCUGUGCUGUGUUGUGCUGUGCUGUGCUGUGAUGGUUCAGUCGAGCGCCAUUCUCGCCACUCACUGGAACAUCAUGGUCGACAUCGACAGUGACACCGACGCAGGCUCAGAUGGCACCGACAGCACCAACACUAGUAGUGACGAGACGCUAUCGGAGGACAACGUCGAGUGAUGGAGGCUCAGAGCGAUGGAGUAAUAGAGGAAGAGAGGGAAAGAGGGGGAGACGGGAGGGGUCAGGGCUGCCGGUUAGAGAGCGAUGGAGACAGUCCAUGGUUUCCUGCCGUGGGGAGACAGACAGGAGGGACACAUUCAUGGAUUGUUGUACAGAUGGACCUCGUGAAUAGACAGACCGCCAUACGAGCGUCGAAGUAACGACAAGUCUGCUCCAGCCUCAGCUCAAAGAGAUCGAUGAUAUCUCAGCCUCGACUCUUGACAACUAUCUCUCGCUGCUUCCGUUAAGAGUACUACGCGAGUGAGAGGCGUCUUAUCGAUGAACGAUGUGUGUAUGUGCCCGGCCGCGUCUCGAUCGGGUCGAUCGCC
Molecule: messenger RNA, 3154 nt
Organism: Vitrella brassicaformis
Lineage: Eukaryota; Vitrellaceae
Source: the annotation of a GenBank genome assembly